Molecule: messenger RNA, 1671 nt
Organism: Spirodela intermedia
Lineage: Eukaryota; Viridiplantae; Streptophyta; Magnoliopsida; Alismatales; Araceae
Source: the annotation of a GenBank genome assembly
AUGCGAUGCGCCACCUUGCUGCGUGCCUACUCUUCUGUCAGCCUUCCUCCUCCCUCCUUUGCCGGAGCCGCCUUCGCGGCUGAAGCGCAUGAGCCAUCAGCGGAGCCGUGGCUCUCGUCCUUGCUCGGCCGGUGCUCCGGCUUCGCCCACGUCGCCCAGGCCCACGGGUUCAUGGUCUCCCGAGGGCUAGACCAGGACAAUCGCCUCCUCGGCAGGUUCGUCGACGGCUGCGCCGUCCUGGGCUUCAGGGCUUACGCUUAUUGUGUCUUCUCCCAGAAAGAGGACCCAGACAUUUACCUCUGCAACACCAUCAUCAGAGCCCUCGCGCAGACGGAUUUGGCGAGGGUCGCCAUUGGUCUGUUCCGCAGGGUUCAGCUCCAGUGCCUCCGACCGGACACAUAUUCCUUCCCCUACGUGCUGAAGGCGGCCACCCACUUGUCCGAAAUUGGAGUCGGGAGGGAGAUUCAUGGACAGAUUGUCCGCAUUGGGCACUGCGGUGACGUUCACGUCGCCACAGCCCUCAUCCAGAUGUACUCUGUCUGCGGGGAAAUCGGCGAUGCCCGCCACUUGUUCGAUGAAAUGCCUCGCAGAGAUGUCAUCGCCUGGAAUGCCUUGGUCGCUGGGCACGCCAGGCAGGGGGACAUGGAGCGCGCAAGUGCUCUAUUUGAGCGAAUGCCGGAGCGGAACGUCAUCUCCUGGACCACCGUCGUCGCCGGCUACGUGCAGAGCGGCUCUCCGGCAAAGGCCAUCGAGGUCUUCCAGCGGAUGCAGCUCGAGGAGAACGUUCAACCCGACGAGAUCGCCCUGCUCGCUGCGCUCUCCGCCUGUGCCCGCAUGGGUGCCCUUCAGACGGGCGAGUGGAUCCACGAGUACAUCGUGAGGCGCCGCUUGCGGAAGAUCGUCCCCCUGAUGAACGCCCUGAUCGACAUGUACGCGAAAUCCGGCAACAUAAGCAAGGCAAUCGAGGUGUUCGAGGGAAUGACUCAGAGGAGCGUCAUAAGCUGGACGACGGUGAUCGCCGGCAUGGCCCUGCACGGGCUCGGCUUUGAAGCCGUGGAGAUGUUCCAGAGAAUGGAGAAGGCCAGAGUUCCUCCGAACGACGUCACCUUCGUUGCCAUCCUCUCCGCGUGUAGCCACCUGGGUCUUGUCGCCUUGGGCCGCCACUACUUCGACCGCAUGCGCUGCAGGUACCAAAUCAGGCCGAGGAUCGAACACUAUGGCUGCAUGGUGGAUCUCCUGGGCCGCGCAGGUUUCCUGAGAGAGGCGAGAGAGCUGGUCGAAGAUAUUCCCUUCGAGGCCAACGGGGCCAUCUGGGGCUCCCUUCUAGCGGCAGCCAGGAGCCACAGUGAUGCGGGUCUGGGGGAGGUUGCCAUGAGGAAGUUAGUCAAGCUGGAGCCACACAACAGCGGGAACUACUCCCUUAUGUCUGAUAUCUACGCCUCGCAGGGGAGGUGGUGUGAUGUGGGGAGGAUGAGGAAGCUGAUGAGAGACCAUGGCCUGAAGAAGAAGGCCCCCGGGGGAAGCUCCGUCGAAGUGGGCGGGGCCGUCCACGAGUUCACCGCUGGGGAUUCUUCCCAUCCUCACUUGCAGAGUAUACUCAAAACCCUGCUCGAUAUCAAUGCCCACCUUAAGAUGGUGGACUUCGUUGUAGAAGAAGCGUCAUACUUCUAA